AUGGCUAAAAGGCAUAAAUUGAAGAUUACUAUUUUACCCGUAUUUUUUUUUGUAAUAUUCUUGGGGAUUCACACCGUUUUUACAGCCUUUGACAGGAAUGAUUGGUUAAAGUUUUACACGAGCUGCUCUGGGACAGGGCAGGUUAAAUGGGAACUGCUCUUAGUUUUAACCAUUUUGAAUAGUCUAACUUUAUUACUAAAUGUGAAUUACAAGGAGAAUAUAAACCAUUUGAAUAACAAAAAAAGAGAAACAAGUGAUAUAAAUGAUGACUUAAUAAACGUUGACAUGAACGAGUUUAGCAAUAAUGAGAAGGAUGAAAGCAGUGACGAAAGUGAAAGAGAGAAAAAAUAUAACAAGAUAAAAAUUAGAUAUCUGUAUAGUAUUAGCAAUUCAAGAGUUUGUUAUUAUAGUAUGUGGAUUUUAUGUUAUUAUCUGAUAUAUUUUUUAUGUUUCCUAAGUUUUUUAUAUGGUAUUAGAAUAUUCAAUAAUAAUUUAAUUAACAUAUAUACGAUAAGGACAUGUAAAAUUGAUAAUUUAGCAAAUUAUAUAUUAUCAGAAAAUACAUUUACAAGUUUAUAUUGGGCUAUUAUUAAUUUUAAUGUAUUUAUGAGUAAAUACACAGAUUCCUUUUAUAUUUCAAAUUACAUCAAAUUGAAUCUAGAAUUUAGCACGGGAAAAAAAAAACUUCUUUUUUUUCUAAAUUAUGCUUAUCAAAUAUUGUUAUUAAGUUAUACCAUAUAUAAAAACGUUUCCCUGUACAAUAAAGGACUAUACAAUUUGAAUCAAAUUGUAUGUGCCCUUAUAUUUCUUUGUUUAAUCUUGUAUACCAUUUUAGAAAUAACGUAUGUAUUGGAAAUAAAUAAACCCUGUUAUUAUGGUGUUACUAAAUUAUCUUUCAAUUAUAUAUGGGCAAUUAUUUAUUUAUUUGUGAUUUUUAUUUCAUCCGUUAUCUUUUAUUUUUCAGUUUUUAGUUAUUCUAUAAAAGACAAGUUUGUAAAUUUUCAAAUUGCGUUGUGGUUUUUUUUUUUAUCCCUAACUUACGUAAAAAAAAAUCAGUUGUUUAUAAAAGUUUGA
Plasmodium gonderi is the source of this 1074-nucleotide messenger RNA. RefSeq lists its product as hypothetical. The transcript is spliced from 2 exons. Bases 1 to 1074 code for a protein of 357 amino acids. The record is from RefSeq and is a predicted model, not a curated record. NCBI's taxonomy places the organism in Eukaryota, Apicomplexa, Aconoidasida, Haemosporida, Plasmodiidae.